Molecule: messenger RNA, 531 nt
Organism: Rotaria socialis
Lineage: Eukaryota; Metazoa; Rotifera; Eurotatoria; Philodinida; Philodinidae
Source: the annotation of a GenBank genome assembly
AUGCCAUCGCAAAAAUUUCAUUCGGAAUUUGUUCUCGUAUUGAAUGCAAAAAAGGAUGAACUAUCGAAACUAAAGCAUCAAAUUGAAUUAUAUCAAGAUGAACGUUCUUCUUGCUCAAGGGAAAAUGUUGUGGAUCCAUAUAAUAAUAUGCAUUCUUCAAGUACAUCACCUAGACAUACAACAACAGGGAAUUAUAUAGAGUAUUCAAUAAAUAAACGUCCUAGAUAUGAUAUCAGUGAUAUCGAUACAAGUGAAGAUGAAGACAUACGAGAUGUCGAAAUGUCAACUCGAUCAUUAGUACAACCGAAAUUUAAGAUUGUUGAUAAUAAUCGAGAUGGGUCACUGGAUUUAGGCGAUGAUCAAAUGGAUUAUAAGACAUCAACAAUUAGCAAACAUCAUCAACGACGAAAUUAUGUUACUGGUAUCAAUUCAAUUUCGACACGUCCAUUUGUUAAUGUCUCGACAACAACGGCAAUGCCAUCAUUACCUGACGACUCUCAAACAGUCGAUGAUUUAUUGAAUAAAAUCUAG